Molecule: messenger RNA, 2276 nt
Organism: Trifolium pratense (red clover)
Lineage: Eukaryota; Viridiplantae; Streptophyta; Magnoliopsida; Fabales; Fabaceae
Product: probable GTP-binding protein OBGM, mitochondrial
Exons: 6
Coding region: 545-2083 (512 amino acids)
Cellular component (GO): mitochondrion
Molecular function (GO): GTP binding; GTPase activity; magnesium ion binding
Source: RefSeq, a predicted model, not a curated record
UAAUAAUUAUGCUCCUUCGCAUUCAUGCUCAUUCGAUUACAACAUAUAAGCAAAAGUUGAUUAUUUUCAUUACUUUUUUUUUUGGCAUUAGCCCUCAGGUUCCCGGGGAAAGGGGCCCCGAUAAUUUAAAAUUCGGCCGUAAGGUCAGGAAGCCUGACAAAAAAUUGUUUCUAACAUGAAUCGUUUUAUAUAUUGUGGAAAUCAAAUUUCACUUUUUUAUAGGGCCAUUCUAUUUUCAAUAUAUUCAAUGAUAUCAUAUAAAAGGAUUUGGAUUGGAUGUAGUUAGCACCCAUGACUGCACAAUUUGGGAUUAAACAUGAAACACUGAAAAAAGUUACAACCCAAUUUGCAUGAAAGUCACUCACUUGUUUUAAUUAUUUGAUCUUAAAGAAAAUAAGACCAUAAAUAAAUAAACUUUUUUAAGAAUUGAUUUCGUCGGCACUUACCGAUUCGAAUCCAAUCCAACACACAUUCAUUCUUAAUUUUGAAGGUGUAGUUACAAAUUUAUUGAGAGAUUAUUUAUUGAUCACGCAUACAGAGAGAAAUGUUGGUGUUUCGAGCAAGACCCAUUGGCCAAGUUGAAGUUUUUACUCGAACUUGUAUAUCGAGAUGGUCAACUGUAUUUCAUUAUUGUUAUUCAGAUACUCCUCAUAAAAAGUCUAAGCUUGCUCCUUUGCAGGAGAGAAGAAUGAUUGAUAAGAUUAAGAUAUUUGCAAAAGCAGGAGAUGGUGGUCAUGGUUGCACCAGCCUUCGCCGCAGUCGACAUGAGAGCAAGGGUGUACCUGAUGGUGGCAGUGGUGGGGUAGGCGGUGAUGUAAUUCUGGAAUGCUCUCGUAGAGUUUGGGACUUCAGUGGUCUGCAGCGUCAUCUAAUGGCAGGGAAAGGAGGACAUGGAUCAUCAAAAAAUAAGAUAGGAACCAGGGGUGCUGAUAAGGUUGUUCGUGUACCGAUUGGCACUGUACUUCAUCUUGUUAGUGGUGAUAUUCCUUCAGUGGUAAAAAAAAUUCAAUCCUCGGCGGAUUUAGACCCUUGGGAGGUUCCUGGUACACUUGUUGAUGAUCAAUCGGAUCCUCGCGACGGUUCUCUCUCCAAUGUUACAAUGCAGGAAAAAGCCAAUGCAAUAAAUCCUACUGGCUGCUCUUCAUCCCAAGCUACUGAAGCAAAUGUUGAGAAAUCUAUAAAAUCUACACAUAAUGCAUCAACAGAUGUAUUUUCUCAACUUUCCUCUUGUAAUGGAACUCCUGAAUUUGAUACAGAGGAUAUAGGAGAGAAACAAGAGAUACUAAACAAUGUUGCCGAAUUAACAGAAGAAGGUCAACAGAUUAUUGUUGCUCGUGGAGGAGAGGGUGGUCUCGGCAAUGUGUCUAAUCACAAGGAUUCAAGGAAGCCUACGACUACGCAGGCAGGGGUUGGUCAACAAAUAACCAAUAUUCCAGCCCCUGACAGUGUUAACUCCUCCUUAAGUGCAGGUUUGCCUGGUUCUGAGACUGUUCUUAUAUUAGAACUCAAGUGUAUUGCUGAUGUUAGCUUUGUGGGAAUGCCUAAUGCUGGUAAAAGCACUUUACUUGGAGCUAUAUCAAGAGCUAAGCCUGCUGUUGGUCACUAUGCGUUCACUACUCUUAGGCCAAAUUUAGGGAAUAUGAACUAUGAUGAUAUGUCGAUAACCGUGGCUGAUAUUCCUGGACUAAUAAAGGGUGCACACCAAAAUCGUGGACUUGGACAUGCAUUUCUGCGCCACAUAGAGCGCACAAAGGUUCUGGCUUAUGUGGUAGACGUGGCCGCUGCUUUACCGGGAAAAAAGGGAAUUUCACCGUGGGAACAACUGAAAGACUUGAUUCUAGAGCUUGAGUACCACCUGGUUGGUUUAUCCAAUCGGCCAUCCUUGAUAGUUGCAAAUAAGAUUGACGAGGAAGGUGCAGAGGAAGUAUAUGAAGAGUUAAAGAGAAGGAUCCAGGGUGUUCCUAUCUUUGCUGUUAGUGCUAUUUUGGAGGAAGGGAUACCAGAGCUUAAAGCUGGCCUUAGAAUGCUUGUCAAUGGUGAAACUUCAUGCACACUUUGCCUAGAUCAAAUUUUGCUUGAUUAGAUUAUCAUUAACCCUCUUGUAAGUACGAGUCAAGAUAAAACGGAAGAACUUAUUUGUAUGAUAUCUUGGAGGAGUUUUAAGUCUUCCUAUUUUGUUUUCUUCCUCUGUCCAUGGAGUUGAGUGUUUAACUUGGUUCUUAACCAAAAUGAACUCCCUAAAAGCAAUGAGCAUAACUUAAUCAAACCAUUUGGUA